Molecule: messenger RNA, 1470 nt
Organism: Penicillium malachiteum
Lineage: Eukaryota; Fungi; Ascomycota; Eurotiomycetes; Eurotiales; Aspergillaceae
Product: RUS1 family protein
Exons: 7
Coding region: 1-1470 (489 amino acids)
Source: RefSeq, a predicted model, not a curated record
AUGGCGGGUAAUACAGAUAUCCGAUUGACUUUCCAGGAGACAGAUGAAGCAGACAAGCCGACUGCGACAUAUGUAUUCUCUGACCAAGAUGCCCGAUCGAAAGCACCCCCUGUGCGGGUGGAUGUAAUGCAAAAUGAACCCACGACUAUGUUGUCCACCAAGCCGCUUCUUUCUACCUUAAGUGAUAUCUUCUUGCCAUCGGGAUACCCACAGAGCGUGAGCGAUGACUAUCUACCAUACCAAAUCUUCGACUCACUGCAAGCAUUCUGCAGCUCAAUCGCCGGUCUUCUUUCCUCAAGAGCCGUGCUCCAAGGAGUCGGAGUUGGCGACGCUGAUGCUUCACCCACAUCUGCUCUACUCCUACACAUCUUACAAGAUACAUCUGGUCGCAUCGCAACAAUCCUCUUCGCGCACCGAGUAGGUACAGCCCUCGAGCCAGAAUGCAAGACAUACCGACUAGCAGCCGAUGUAUUCAACGAUAUUGCCAUGAUACUCGACUGUCUUUCUCCUAUGGUUCCAGCUGGAGUCAUGCGAGUUAGUGUUCUCAGCACGGCAGGUAUCCUACGAGCUCUUUGUGGUGUUGCAGGUGGAAGUUCAAAAGCGAGUUUGAGUGCUCAUUUUGCUCGCUGGGGGAAUUUGGCUGAACUUAAUGCUAAAGAUUCCUCUCAAGAGACUAUCAUCUCACUCCUAGGCAUGCUCGUCGGCUCCGUCGUUGUCUCCCAUAUCACAGGCUUCAAAACCACAUGGGCACUCCUUCUCACCCUCUUGGCAGCGCAUUUAGCACUAAACUACACUGCUGUCCGCGCCGUACAAAUGACAAGUAUAAACCGACAACGCGCAAACAUAAUCUUCUCAACCAUGCUCAAUUCCUCGGAAAAGGAUUGCAAAAUUCCAGCCCCCGCAGAAGUGGCAUACCAAGAACGAAUCUUCCAUCGAGACGGUGCACUCGAAUGGACUUCUAAAUCGCGUCGUAAGAAAAUCGGCACCGCGGAAAUAGGAGUCUCCGUAUCUCGAUUCCUGAAGAACGCAUCUCGAACUACAAGCGGAUCGUAUCAAACCUCUAUCCCGAUGAAAGAUCUACACGCCAUCUUCAAAAAUGAGGAAUACAUUCUCUUUCUUUUCCCACGGGGAAAUGGUAGUUACACGAGUUCCAAAUGCCAGUGGCAUGCAUCGAUUAUUCUGAAGAAGGGAUGUCCAGUUCAAUCACAGUUAAAAGCAUGGACGCAUGCACUUCUAGCUGUGCGUGUAUUAACGGGAUCGUACAAGCACCCUGAAUUUAAGGAUCUUCCCCGUGAUGAUGCGGGUGAAGCGUAUGAUUCUGUUUCUGGGGUUGUGCAGCAGACACUGGAAUUCAUGAAUCAUGGAAAUCGAAUGCAAGGAUACUUAGAGCGAUUGGCGGCGAGUGGGUGGGAGGUUGAUAUUGCCGCGUUGGAGACUGGAGGAAGGCGGCGGAUUACUUCUCCGAUUUAG